Molecule: messenger RNA, 252 nt
Organism: Rangifer tarandus platyrhynchus (Svalbard reindeer)
Lineage: Eukaryota; Metazoa; Chordata; Mammalia; Artiodactyla; Cervidae
Source: the annotation of a GenBank genome assembly
AUGUCCUGGCAGGCGCUGCCAUCCGCGAAACCUCCCAAGACCAUCAGCUUGAGGCCCCUGCGUGCCUCUGGAUGUCUUUAUAAAUCGGGAAAGGACGAGACCAAAGAGAAAGUGGGGCCGGUGGUUGGAGGGAGAGCCUCGUUGAGCCCGGGGGUGCUGACUGACCUGGGCAGCUUCGUGUCAAGGUCCCAGCCCAGGAGACAGAUUCAGGACCCCUCCAAACAGCCGUCAAACGCGUGUCUAAGAAAAUAG